AGAUAUGACGGAAUCCUGAAUCCUGAGCGACAUUAGUAAGAACACGAGGAAUAAAAUAACUGAGAACUGCAGGACCUCGAGUCAGGAUUCAUUUCGCCAGAGCUUUAGCGGAAGCGAUGUUUUUUAAAGCUUAAAAUCAGGAAAAACGCGCAGGAGAAGGCGCUGAUGGAUUUCGGGCGCAUCCCACGCGCGCUGCGCUCCGGGCUGCACAUCUCGAGUCGCUCAUGACAUGAACCUGCGCGCGCGGAGCUUUCACAUGGAGGUGGACGGAGAAGCUGCGGACCGCGAGCGCCACUUUUAAUCUCCGCUCACCUUUCCCUCAGCGCACUUUUCUUUUUUCUUUCUUUUUUUUUUUAAUAAAUAAAUAUUAUUCUUAUUAUUUCCAUGGCUCCACCUGGAGUGAUUUGGAGCGACUCAGACAUGUGCUGUCAUCAUCAUCAGCAGCAGCAGCAAUAAAGGACCGGCACACAGCACGCGGAGCAGCGCGAGCGCUCUGAAUGCGACUCUGCAAUAAAAAAAAAAGACUGACAGAAAAUAAAAAAGCAAUAAAUAAAUAACCUGCGCCGUAAAUGAACGAUUCGCCGCGCGCGGAGACAAACUUCAGCAGAGAUAUCGUGUGUGUAUGUGUGGGUGUGCGUGCAUGCGUGCGUGUGCGCGCGCGUGUGGUGUGUGUGGUGUGUAUGUGGUGUGUGUGUGGUGUGUGUGUAAUGAACGUGCCGAAGGCUUUUCCUGAAGCGCAACUUGUGACUUUCCUCCCCGUCCACAUGUUCAGGAGUCUGGAUAACAGAGCGCCUUCACCUGUUGUCCGUACACUGUGAUCAGUUUCAGCAUUUAUCUGACUUUGUCUGUGUGAUUUUGUGAUACUGUCUCGGUUUUUGAAGAGAAACAAAAGAAAGAAAAAGCACAUAAUACUAUCCUAACUGCCUUGGACUUUAGUUCCUCAACAUUUCACUGCCGCACAUGGAGAAGAGCCAGCCAUGGACCGCACACGGUCUUCUUUUUGACUUAGGAGAAUAUAUAGUCAUAAAGGAUUGAUUUCCUACAGUACGUUUAUCUGAACAGUUCUUUCUGAUUUGCACUAUAAUGGAAGUGCCACCGUGCUCUAAGAAGAGCCUGUCCCUCUCGCUGCCGGUGCCUCGGGAAGGACAGGCGACCCUGAAGCCUCCUCAGCACCUCUGGAGACAACCGCGGACUCCGAUCCGGAUCAAACACCGCGGCUACUCCGACACUGACCGCCAUCAUCACCCGCACAUGGAGCGCGCAGACGCCAUGGACACGAGCGACCGGCCCGGGCUGAAGAAGUCCCGCAUGUCCUGGCCAUCCUCCUUCCAGGGUACCACAAGCACAUCCACCGGGAACUGUGCUGGGAACAAACGUUUUGAAGGUGAAAAUGGACCGUCUCCUGGCCGUAGCCCAAUGGAUUUGCAGGCGAGUCCGGGGCUUGUGCUCCAUCCCUCCUUCCCCCAAAGUGGCAGGAGGGAGUCUUUCCUCUACCGCUCCGACUCUGACUAUGAUAUGUCACCUAAGACCAUGUCCCGUAACUCCUCCAUCAACAGUGAGGGACAUGCUGAGGACCUCAUAGUCACCCCUUUUGCUCAGGUGUUGGCCAGUCUCCGUACUGUCAGAAGCAACUUCACCAUUCUUGCCAAUGUCACAUCGCCUACUGACAAGAGGUCGCCCGUUACAAGCCAAUCUACAGUUCCACCAGCAACACUCUCUGAAGAGACAUACCAACAGCUGGCACGGGAAACCCUGGAGGAGCUGGACUGGUGUUUGGACCAGCUGGAGACCAUCCAGACACAUCGUUCUGUCAGCGAGAUGGCCUCCAAUAAGUUUAAGAGGAUGCUAAACAGGGAGCUGUCUCAUCUGUCUGAGAUGAGCCGUUCAGGGAACCAGGUGUCUGAGUACAUCUCCACUACCUUCCUAGACAAGCAAAAUGAAGUGGAGAUCCCAUCCCCGACACUGCGGGAGCGUGAGAAGCCCAUGUGCCAUAUCAGUGGCGUGAAGAAGCUGACACACAGCUCCAGCCUGACCAGCAAGGCUCUGCCACGAUUUGGGAUCAAGACUGAGCAUGAGGAUGCACUGGCCAGGGAGCUGGAUGACUUGAAUAAGUGGGGCCUUAAUAUUUUCCGAGUGGCUGAGUUUUCCAAUAACAGACCUCUGAGUUGCAUCAUGUUUGCCAUCUUCCAGGAGCGUGAUCUGUUAAAGACAUUUCGUAUCCCUGUGGAUACAUUCAUUACCUAUGUGAUGACGCUAGAAGAUCAUUACCAUGCCAAUGUGGCCUACCACAACAGCCUGCAUGCAGCUGACGUCACACAGUCAACACAUGUGCUGUUAUCCACGCCGGCACUGGACGCUGUCUUCACUGAUCUGGAAAUUCUGGCUGCGUUGUUUGCUGCUGCCAUCCAUGAUGUGGACCAUCCUGGAGUUUCCAAUCAAUUUCUCAUUAAUACCAACUCAGAGCUGGCUCUGAUGUAUAAUGACGAGUCAGUUCUAGAAAACCAUCACCUUGCUGUGGGUUUCAAGCUCCUCCAUGAAGACAACUGUGACAUAUUUCAGAACCUGAGCAAGCGGCAACGCCAAAGCCUGCGCAAGCUGGUUAUUGACAUGGUACUGGCAACAGACAUGUCCAAGCAUAUGAGUUUGCUGGCGGAUCUAAAGACCAUGGUAGAGACUAAGAAAGUGACCAGCUCAGGAGUGCUUCUGCUUGAUCAUUACACUGACCGCAUACAGGUUCUGAGAAACAUGGUGCACUGUGCUGACCUUAGCAACCCCACUAAGCCUCUGGCAGUGUACCGGCAGUGGACAGAGCGCAUCAUGGAGGAGUUUUUCCGGCAGGGAGACAAGGAACGUGAGCGUGGGAUGGAAAUCAGCCCCAUGUGUGACAAACACACUGCAUCUGUGGAAAAGAGUCAGGUGGGCUUUAUUGAUUACAUUGUGCACCCUCUGUGGGAGACAUGGGGCGACCUAGUGCACCCUGACGCUCAGGAAAUCCUGGACACCCUUGAGGACAACCGGGACUGGUACCAGAGCACUAUCCCCCAGAGCCCCUCGCCCCCUCCAAUCACCGAUAAUGAGCUUGACUCCUGCACAGACAAGUUUCAAUUCCAGCUUACCUUGGAAGGUGAGCCAGCUCAGGAGGCUGGGCCCAACCACAAUCAUAUAGGUGGCACUGAGCAGGAGGUGCCAAAAGAGCUGAAGGAAGGGGAGAAUCCUGGGGGAGGACAGGAUGCCGGUGGUGGAGAGGAGGUAGUGGCAGUAGAGAGGGGAGGGAGGAGGCGACUGCAGGUUCAGUCAGUGGUAGAGGAAGAAGAUGAGGAAAGACAUUCGGAUGCGAGUCCAAUAGAGGAGGCAGAGGAUGAAGAGGAAUCGUCUUUCUCACCUGCUGACGAUACGUGAGGCUCAGUAGCUGUCAGGAAUAUCGUAGGAGUGCAGGUGGUCCCAAGAGAACUCUCUUUUUCUCUGUACCUUACCCUCUACUUCAUGGCCAUACCAUGAACAAAACAAUAUUUCUGCACCAACUCAAUAAAAUAUUUAAUUUUAUUUUUCAAAAAGGGAAGAAAAUAAUAUUAUCAGAGAAGUAAUUCACACAGCAACUGUAGAUUUGGAAUGGGUGCUGGGCCCCUUUCUGGCAGAAGGUAAGAGUUUGCAUGGAGGAAUACAGUUUUAGUGGUGUUUCAAAUGGGUCAUUUAGACCAUGUAGCACUCUGGAAUUUUGGUAGAUCCCCACACACGUGCAUUUAUACCAACAUAAAGAUGCAAACAUGCAUACCCACACAUCCACAAAACAUUUUCAGUCUAAUCUAAUCACAAAAGAUAUGUGCACACACCUGGGGAAACUUUGAAGGGAUUUGGGAUCUCUUUGGAAAAAGCCAUCUUAAAAGGAAUACCAACUAUUUUCCAUCUCAGUAGUUGUUUUAAUGCUCAGAAACAGCUUUUAAUGCAUUCUGAGACUGAAAUCCUCAGAAAUUACACGAUUAGUUAAAUCAGAGUGACUUAUUUUCCAUUUCUGUCGGAAAUAAACCCAUAAGGACACCUGCUGCAGAGAGACAGAAGCUUUGGCUGCUGCUGUGGAGGCGGGAGGAUGGGGAAGUGGAAGCAUGAUUAUCAAGUUCAAGUGGCACAAGACUGGACCUGUGGCACAGGUCUGGCCCCUUUUUUCCCUUUACCAGGAGUGCUACCAGUGUGAGAUGGCCACGUGCCUUUCUGAACCAUCAGCUUCAGCUCUGGAGCUGCCGUGAAGCAAUGCAUCGUGGGAUAGUGGUCUUCUUUUGUCUUCAUUUCUUGAUUGUUGCUUGUUUCAAGCUCUCUCUCUCUCUCUCUCUCUCUCUCUUUAUCACUCUCUCUCGCUCUCUCUCGCUCUCUCACUGUUGUGCAUGAUUGGAAGCCUUUCUGUUAUUGUGUUGAAAACCUCAUUUUAUUAUGUAAGGUCUUCCUUGGUUGCUUCCGUUCUUGUCGAACAUUUUGGGGACUGAAUUAAGGAACUAGCCAUGGGAGUUGCUCAUGGUCUACUGUCUCCUACCACAUUUAAUGCAAACAAGGAUAGUCACUUUUGAGAAUAAGCCAUGUUAUUCUUCGGAAUUUAUGAUUUUGCCUUCUUUUGAAUUACAUUUCAGGAUGGUCCUGUGAAAACAGCGGAAAUCACAGAAUCCUUUCAAUAGCAGCACAGAUUCACUUUCACCUGCUCAUAUAAUGCAGCCAUGCUCCAUCACAGCCAAUAAUAUUUUCCAUUUUGGCUUACCAAAGGAAUGGGUGGUAACUAAUACCUUGGCUGAGGGAUUGGUGGAGAGUUGCAACUUGAAACAGUGGAACUGAGCACAGGGAGUCACAUGCAGCCAUUAUUAAGUUUGAUGUUUUUAUGCCUUAACACUGCAGGGUUUUUGUAUGUGGCACUAUGCUGACUGUCCUGAGGCUCAUAAGAGAUCCCAGAAUAUUUGUGUUUUGUCUGUACACCUUCACUAAAUGUCAGCUGUUUUGUCUUCUCUGAUACUAAUAGCUAUUUUCAUUGAAUAGCCCAUUAUUAUUGGAAUACAUCUAUCACAAAUGUCAAAGUGAAAGGAUCACAUUUAUGUUUACCAGGGUCUUUGAAUCUAUGUUGCAGUUAGCCUUCAUCGAAAUAAUGGGUUGUCUGUGACUCUGAAUGUAACAGUUGACUGGGAAAUUGUGGGUAUUUUGUGAGAAAACUUCUCCUCUAUGGAUGUGGUGGCAAGCUGGUUUCUGCUGGUCAGUACCUUAGCUCCAAGUGUGUGCCUGUUGCAACUGAACUUUGACGUUACACCAAUAUAAAUAUAGUAACAAAAUGCUUGGUUGAUUAAAUAAAAUAAUACAUGUUAUCAGAAGUUAUGGUUUUGGUACCUUGGUGAAUGGCUUCUAAUAAGUUUGCUUGGAUGUUUAACUGGCAUCUAAUUGGUGGAUUAUAGACUUGUAACCCCAAGGGAAGUAGAUCUGUUGUAUGAACUGAUGACAUCCCCACAUACAUUUGCGUAUGUUACCCAAGAAAAUGCUUCUGUUUGUGGCUUUUCGUUAACGAGGCAAGCUCUUAAGCAAACAAAUACUUCUUGCCAUUUUAACACAAUACUGUAGCAAUUGUUUCUUAUAAAGAAAUUAAUUACUUGCUGCCAUUCUUUUUGAAUAUCAAAAGGAAAAGUUUUCUUUGGACAGUUUGUGUACAGUUUUUAUUUUUGUAUCAUGCUGGUUGGUGAUUGUGAUAUUGAAGAAUUGAUUACAAGACAAUAUAAAUAUUAGACUUAUCACUGCUUAUUUUGUAUAUAUUGUAAUGUCAGUCUGUACAUUUAAAAUCACUCAGAAUUUCUCAUUGUCACUGACCGCUUAUUAUGUUUAGUGGUAAUAAAAUGUACUUGAAUGGUUGAACUUUGCAGAAAAAACCUACACACUCUUUCCCUGAACCUUCUUUUUUAGGACUAGAUAAAUCCUACAAUCACAAAACUGUUUUAUAUUUUAGUUUUGUUUGAUGGCAGCCUAAUCAUUUGUGAAUUCUUAAACCUGCACUUUAUUUUGGGUUGUAAGGUGGUUAGUCUAGGUUAAACCACAUGUAGAUUUAUUGUUUUAAAGUGAUACAAUAACACUUGCACAAGGGAAGCACUUCACAUUGCUUGAUCCCAAACUUUUCAACCAUACCGGCACUCUCUCCCUGCAACCUGACGAAAAAAAAAAUAAAUACUCUGCAGUAAUAAUCCACAUUGUAGAGGCUGGUAGUCAUGAGAUUUACAGUAGUUUGACUGAAGGUGUGGCAGACUGAUUUGAUAAAGAUUGUGGCUUGAGUAGAAGAGGGUUUAUUUGUAUUUUAAGUCACUUUCUUCUAAUGAGAAUCCUUUAUGGAAUGACUCUCUGGGCUUUAAACAAUAUGUUACUUGUUAAUAAAUGAUAAUAUAAAGAGAAAAAAAACACAACAAAAUGAUUGUAAUAUUUGUAAAUGAUGUUGCUGUAAUGUGUAUAAUGUGUCCAAGUUAUUUUAUAUUAUAUUAUUUUUAUGAAAGGUUGUCCUCUGAGAGAACUGAGGUGUCAUUUUGUGAAUAAAAUGCAUUUAAUAAGCAAAUGACUAUAUAUAUAGAUAUAUAUAUAAAUAUAAAAAACAAAUAUAUAAAUAUAUAUCAGUAUAUUUUUCUUUUGUUUCACUGUUCAGUACUGUAAAGUGUGUUCAAAAUACAAAUAAAGGAUGAUUUUUAACAAAUAUGACGAGAAAUAUUUUUUGUGCCAAGUUCCAGAGCAGCAAUAUACACUUGUUCAAAUGUUAUUAUUUAUGUUGUCAUUAUUAUAUAUACAUGUUAUGAUUUAUGUUGUCAUAUCCUCCAUGUGUGGCUAGGUAUGGCUCCAUGUAUUUAAAGAAAACCUGUGCCUACACAUAAGGGCUUAGGUUUGGUUUUAACAUUGGCGAUGCUCCCAAAAGGACACCUGGCACUCAAAUGCUUGCCGGUUCUGAGACGUCACCACUUGUUGUCCUGCUUAGACAGUGUCAUAUCUGUCAGCUAUAUGAACAGUCAGGGUGACAUGGGGUCGAGUGGCUCUCUCCACCUGGUACAGAAUCUCCUCAGGUGGUCCCACGUGGCGUCACUGAGAGCAACUCGUUUGCCGAAACAGUACAAUGGUGUGGCGGAUGCAUUGUUAAGAUGGUGCAUACACUUCCAGGGAAGUGCUGUCACCAACACUGAAGUUGUACCCCUGAUCUGGGAAAGGUUUGGCAAGGCACAUGAAAACCAGUUGUGGUUCUCCCCAGCCCAUAAUUGGACAAAUCACCUGUAUGCCUAUCCUCCUCUAUGACUGAUUCUUCCUACACUGUACUGAAUUUUAAGCCACUGCUUUCACUAGUUGUCAGAACACCCUAGCGGUUUCCUCUCCAAGCAGAUCGGCUGUCCCAAAUAUAUGGCAAGGUUUGGCAUCCUCAGCCACCUGUGGACCUCACAGUCCAGGAGACACUUCUGAACACGGGAGCCCCACCACAUGUGCCUUGUAAGCCCUUAAGUGUAAACUGUUAAUCAGCUGGAGCCAGUGCAUUGCCUGAUUCCCAGAAUCCUCAUUUAAAAUGGGUAUCUCUAAAAACUGCAUUUUUGCUAGCAAUCAC
Pangasianodon hypophthalmus (striped catfish) is the source of this 7579-nucleotide messenger RNA. It is a transcript of the gene pde4a, whose product is annotated as phosphodiesterase 4A, cAMP-specific. Gene Ontology annotation, biological process: signal transduction. The record is from RefSeq and is a predicted model, not a curated record. The transcript has 15 exons. Gene Ontology annotation, cellular component: nucleus; cytosol; perinuclear region of cytoplasm. Lineage: Eukaryota; Metazoa; Chordata; Actinopteri; Siluriformes; Pangasiidae. Gene Ontology annotation, molecular function: 3',5'-cyclic-AMP phosphodiesterase activity. The coding region runs from base 1084 to 3399 and encodes 771 amino acids.